This is a messenger RNA of Phytophthora infestans T30-4, 579 nucleotides long. RefSeq lists its product as uncharacterized. The record is from RefSeq and is a predicted model, not a curated record. Gene Ontology annotation, molecular function: protein binding. NCBI's taxonomy places the organism in Eukaryota, Oomycota, Peronosporomycetes, Peronosporales, Peronosporaceae. The coding region runs from base 1 to 579 and encodes 192 amino acids. The transcript has 6 exons.
AUGCCGGUGCAAAUCCGCAUCCUUCCGACGACUCGAAAGCAAUUGACUCCGAUGGAGAAAUAUUUUGGAAGCAAGAGCGUCGAGUGCGUUCUCUCUGACAUUUUCUGGGCAUCAAUGAAAGGAGACGUUAGUCGUGUGAAGUAUCUGGUCGAAGUAGAAGGAGACAGUCCAACGGAUAGUAAGCUGGACCCGUGGAAUCUUCACCAAACGCCUCUCCACUGGGCAGCAAAAGGCGGGUCAGUGCCAGUUGUGAAUUAUUUACUUUCAGCAGGUGCAAGUCCAAGAUGUUUGGACGAGAACGGCAGUUUACCCCUGCAAGUUUGUAACGUUUGUUCAAAGCUGGGGAGCUUGUACACUGACGCUGAAUCGGUGUGCGCUCAUGGCAGACACCUCUCGUGUUGGGCUGGUCACGUUGACACCAGUAUAUUGCUGCUACGUGCCUCCGACCAAAAGGAUCUAUACGUUCAGGACUAUGAUGGUGCAAUGAGUCCCCUGGAUUGGGCAAAUGUUCGGGAACACACAAAGCUGCUUAAAGCGAUCGAAAAGGUGAAUGUACCAGGACUCCUUAUGGCUGCCUAA